CAGAUUCCAAGGGGCCUGCUGGGGACUCUCUUCUCUUCCUCCUCCUCAGGAAGGAAGACCCCGGGGCUGCUGUCUCAGACCAGCUCCUGGGCUGCCAUGGGACGAGCAGCCACCGCCCCCAGGCUGUCCUCCACGCUGCCGGGCAGAUAAGGGUGGCUGCUGUUCCAGGGCCACCUGCCCUCUCCUGCCGUCCGGCUGCUCCUCCCCAACUUGGUGGCCACCUUUGCUGACCUGAGGCCAUGUAGGCCCUGCUUGGGCCUCUGUGGACACACCGCUGGGGACAGUGCCUCUGCUCUCCGGGAAACGCAGUGCACCACCAUCCAGUGCACCACCAUGCCCCGGGGCUUCGCCUGGCUGCGCUAUCUUGGGAUCCUCCUUGGCAUGGCCUUGGGGAACGAGGGUUUGGAGGUGUGGCCCUUGACCCAGAGUGAGGAGUGCACCGUCACAGGCUUUCUGCGGGAGAAGCUGCAGUACAAGCACCGCCUUCAGUACAUGAAACACUACUUUCCCAUCAACUACAAGAUCAGCGUGCCUUACGAGGGGGUGUUCAGAAUCGCCAACAUCACCAGACUGCAGAGGGCCCGGGUGAGUGAGCAGGAGCUGCGGUACCUGUGGGUCUUGGUGAGUCUCAGCGCCACCGAGUCAGUGCAGGACGUGCUGCUCGAGGGCCACCCAUCCUGGAAGUAUCUGCAGGAAGUGCAGACACUGCUCCUGCAUGUCCAGCAGCGCCUCACGGAUGUGGAGGUCAGCCCCAAGGUAGAAGAGGUGUUGUCUCUCCUGAAUGCCCCAGGGAUGAGCCUGAAGUUGGUGCGACCCAAAGCCCUGCUGGACAACUGCUUCCGGGUCAUGGAGCUGCUGUACUGCUCUUGCUGUAAACAAAGCUCCGUCCUAAACUGGCAGGACUGUGAAGUGCCAAAUCCUCAACCCCACAGCACAGAGCCCUCGUGUGUGGCCGCCCAGCUGUACCCUCCAUCCCAGGAGCCCCCCAGCUUCCUGCCCCGCUCUCCGGGCCCAGCGAGGCUGGUCAGGGCACAGGGCCAAGGCCUCUUGCCCUGAGCAGCCUGUCUGGUGACCCUGGGUGGAGCAGCCAGAUCAGCUCUCACGGAAAUUCAACUGGGCCUAAGACGUCAAGGGGUGGUGGCAGGAGCCCUCCAUGGGAGAUGACCCCCAGGGAAGGUGUCUUUCCUUUGAGGGGCAUGCGGCGCCAGAGUGGGACUGUUUCUUGUCUUCUUUUGGUCCCUGACAUGGUCUCACCUGGAGUGGAAGGGACUGGGGGGACCUGGAGAUGGGUGAGGACAGAGCUCCUGGCCCCUCAGGUGCUGCCUUCACCGCCCACCACCUGAAGGAGGUGCUGAAUAUCUCCCGUGGCCCGCAGCAGCGAAGGCACGCUGACGGGCAGGUGAGCGGGACGAUACAGUGACUCCAGGGCUUCCCAGCCUGGCGAGGCGAGCGAGCUCGUGUGGGUAGAGGGCAGAGCCAGAUGCCACUUCUUGCCAUAAUGGAUGCUCUUCCAGUUCCUUUGAUUUUUGUUUUCUAUUAAAUGCUCGUUUUGUUUGGUUUA
Carlito syrichta (Philippine tarsier) is the source of this 1561-nucleotide messenger RNA. RefSeq names its product interleukin 34 (gene IL34). Gene Ontology annotation, biological process: positive regulation of monocyte differentiation; positive regulation of macrophage differentiation; positive regulation of protein phosphorylation. The transcript has 6 exons. Gene Ontology annotation, molecular function: macrophage colony-stimulating factor receptor binding; cytokine activity. The record is from RefSeq and is a predicted model, not a curated record. Bases 334 to 1056 code for a protein of 240 amino acids. NCBI's taxonomy places the organism in Eukaryota, Metazoa, Chordata, Mammalia, Primates, Tarsiidae.